ACGGCAUUUCAAACUGAUCAAAUAAAACGCACCGUUUUCAUGCCAACGCAAAGAGACAGCUAGCCAUUCCCCAUCCCCUUCACACUCCAUCUGCUCCAUCUACUCUCCUCCGUCCCGCGAACAGGAGACAAAAAUCGCAGUGCCCACUGCCCAGUCCAUCUGCUCCCCACCAUCCCGCGAACGAAAGAUGAAAGCGAAACCAACUCUUCCCCUUCGAUGGUGGAUUUUGACUCAACAAGAUGAUGGCUGGAGACUUGCAUCCACAUUAUUUCCAUCAUUGAGUUUCCAACUGAAAAGAAAAAAGGAUCAUGUUUUUAACGGGUUCAGAAAAAGAGGUUUUAAUGUGACUGUUGGUCAUGAGCUUCAACAACAGCAAUUGGGUUCUUAGUAAGCUCUCUCUCAUGAGCUGAGAUGAACUAUACGAGUGACAAAAAAAGGUCUCAAGAAUGGCAAAAUUCUAUGACAUGGAUGAUAUUAUUACGGAUGAAGAGGUUGUCUCGGUUGUGUUCGAAAAAGCAGCAUGUGGAGUGGGAAUCGAUCCAAGUUCUGAAACUGACAGUGUUGAAGUGGGUUCAAAGGUAGAGCUGCCUUUUUGGCUUGCACAUGAGUUGCAUCUGAGACAAGCAGUAUCAAUGAAUGUUCCCACUUGUUUUGAUCAAAAAACGAAGUUGGAAAUACAGGCUGAUUCUGCAUGUGUGGAUCUGAGAUCUCGAUGCCCAUUCUUCUAUGAAUUUGGAUGCAAGAUAGCACCACUCGUGGGUGUUAGAACCAUUGGACCUUUGCUGUUAUCCGCGUUUAAGAGCAGGUACAAGGAAGUCCUCACCAAGGCACACACUGCAGCAUUUUCAGCCGCUUCCAAGCAUCUAACAAUCUUGACAAAAGAAGAAACCAAUUUGUAUGAGGCGGCUCAAUCCUCAAUGACAGCCUUUAAGAGGUGGCGAAUGGGUGGCCCCAGAUUUCAGAGAGCUUCCGUUCUUGGUAGGAAGAGAAAAUCAACUAAUUAGUUAUCAUAUCUUUCUUUAUGAUUAAUUUCCAUCACAAUGGGGGGCCUUGUCCGUGAGUACCUGAGAUCUGUGCCCAACGUUUGUAUUCAUGAAUGAAAUAUAAUGUAAGAUGCUAAUUUAAAACACUUUAGAGGGCAAUAUUUAUUGAUUAACUAAAGGCCCUGAAGUAGCGUUUGAACAAUAUGAUGUGGUUACAAUAUGGCGUUGGAGAAAUAUUUGAUCCCCAGAUGUUUGCACCUCCA
Messenger RNA from Carya illinoinensis, 1246 nucleotides. Its product is annotated as DNA replication complex GINS protein PSF3-like. Bases 447 to 1004 code for a protein of 185 amino acids. Gene Ontology annotation, biological process: mitotic DNA replication initiation. Gene Ontology annotation, cellular component: GINS complex. The transcript has 8 exons. The record is from RefSeq and is a predicted model, not a curated record. NCBI's taxonomy places the organism in Eukaryota, Viridiplantae, Streptophyta, Magnoliopsida, Fagales, Juglandaceae.